Molecule: messenger RNA, 2504 nt
Organism: Etheostoma spectabile (orangethroat darter)
Lineage: Eukaryota; Metazoa; Chordata; Actinopteri; Perciformes; Percidae
Product: cell adhesion molecule 2
Exons: 5
Coding region: 228-560 (110 amino acids)
Source: RefSeq, a predicted model, not a curated record
AAAGGGAGGGGCGGAAAUCGAGAGCGUGUGCUCAGCUGCAUGACUCACUCAUGAGUGUUGGAAGAAAGACGACGUGACUUUAUUUCACAAACGCAGUUAUAACAGCACCGCACGCAGCAUACAUUUCAAAUUUAAGUCAAUUUAACCAAGUUUGCGUUAGUUUCUCUCCACCUCGACGUCAGCGAAACGUUUGACCCGCUCCGCUGCGCCUGCGCCCAGAUUCAGAUAUGGUGCCCUCGCCAACACUCUCCACAAAUAUAAACACAAAUGUGACAGAGGCAUUAGAUAUGGGGCCUUUAACAUCCCUUCCUACACAAGCAAACACCACCAUGAUUCAGGUGGUAACAACAGCAGCCCCCGCCAGUCCAGACGCCGCAGUUAUAGCAGUGGUUAUUGUUCUCAUCCUGCUGACGGUAGCUGCUUUGGGCUUCCUGCUCUACCGGUAUCUCUGCCACAACAAAGGAGACUACAGGACGACGGGGGAGCCGGCUCCGGGGGACGACCCCGAUGACGAGUACAAUAACCAAGCUGCGAGCGAAAAGAAGGAAUACUUCAUAUGAAUCUUGUGAAGACUUACAGAGAGUGAGUGGAGAAAGACAAAAGGGUCUGUAAAAGACUAAAAAGGAUAUAGGACGUUUUUUUGUUUGUUUUUUUAAUGCAUCUGCGUUUUGAGGGGAGGCCGCGGCUCUCUGGACACGGGGCAGAGAAAAACCUUGUUUUAGAUUUUGUUGUGGAUAAAAACGCAGAGGCGCACAAGUGAUACCAAAGAUCAGAUUGUUACAGUAAGAGUGAAUAUUAUUGAGGAAUGAGGUGACAGACAACAGGUGUGCGUUGAGAUUAGCAGAGCUAGGCAUGAAACAGGUGGUGGGAUUUUAGUGUGCCACAGUUACAGGAUCAGCUAAUACUCAGCAGCAAUCAAAAUGUAAGAAGUUUGUCUGCUACACUAUUUAUCAGCCAGGUUUUAGGCCUCUAGUAUCUGCAAUACGCUAUUUAAUAUACUGUUUUAUUCAGACUUAUCUUUUUUUCUUUUUUUUUACACCAAACAAACCUUGUGUAAGACGUGUUGUGAAGCCAUUGGGAGAAGUUACUUUUAUAUUGAUAUGCCUUUACAAUUAUAGUUUUCCUAUGCAAUUAUUUUAUAAGCAAGUUAAAAAAACAAAACAAUGUCCUUUUUGAAUCCAGGACAGCCUAAACAUUGUUGUAUUUGACUGUGUUGUACUUGGAUUUGUAUUAUUGCUUGCCAGACAGUAACACAUGACUUCCCUAUUUGAGACAAAUAUGGAAGGCAAUAAAACUGGAUUCUGGGCUGGUGCCAUUGUACAGUGUGACAGCGUACAGUGGUGUGAAAUGCAUUUCGAAAUGGGCAGUGUCAGAAGCCCACAAUCUGACUUUGAAUGGAUGAUCAAUGCACAAAGAGUUGAAAUGUUUUAGAGAUCAUAAAGCACAUUGAGUUUGUUGGACAUGACUAGCUACAUCCAAUAUUACCCCAAGCAACACAGAAUCCCACUCUAAUGAAGCUUAUGUUCAGUAUUUGUUGACUUUUAAGAGUCAACUGACAAAAUAUGGAAACACACCUUCGAUACAUGACAUACCACAGCUUCAAAUGACCAACAAUAGAUGUGAAUUAAAAUCUGACUGUAUCAACAAGAACUGAAUUUAAUAAGCUUAUUAAAGCUGGGAUUUAUUGUGGGUUGUCGGAGUAAAUUGCGGUAACUGGCGACUCAGUGUAAUGGUAGGUGAUUGGGACAAAAAUACAGAUCCGUAUUUGACUCAAUACCUUUUUUAUAUCAAAGUGACAAUAUUUUGGUUAUUGAUUCGUUCAUACAGUAUGUAUACUAAACUAAGGUGGGUGAUAAUUAGUUAUGACAAAAAAUCUUUAGUGAUAUAGGUAUGAAGGCCAAGCAAGUAGAAGCAUCCACUCACACAAUCAAGUAAGUUGGUGAAACGAUCAAUUACCUGUGAUGCAGUCCGGCCAGGGAAAGACAACAUUUAAGCUAUAAUCACAACAAAACAAUAACCAAAUUCCCAGAUGUUAUCUCAGGUCACAGUCUUGAAAUAAAAAAAAAACAAACCCUGCCCUGUUCUAGUACAUUGUAUAUGUAAAUCAAAUUAAACAAUCAUGCAGCAUUUCAAAUUUCCAAAAUAACCUUUAUUCUAAACUUACAUUUUAAAUUUUAAGUUUAGUAUAAAAAAGUUAAGUGCACCUAAGAUCUUUUUUUUUUCUUCUUUUUUUUUCAAAGUACCCCACCUUUGACACUCAUCUCCUUUAGUAAUCUUAAAAGAUCGAACGUGUACCAAAGUCUAUCACGUCACUUUAGUACAUACAUCUAUUUUACAAAAUAUUGUAAAGAGAAUCCCUGAACUAUAUAUGUCCAUAAUCCUUCAACAAAGAGUAAUCCAUUUGCUGGCUGUGGUUGGCAUAGCAUCUACUGGUCAGCUGUAGUUUACAGUACUUCAUAUUGCUGGGACAGAGCCACCAAACAGUUGGAGCAGAGAUGGAAUAA